Messenger RNA from Aedes albopictus (Asian tiger mosquito), 2381 nucleotides. Its product is annotated as ras-related and estrogen-regulated growth inhibitor. NCBI's taxonomy places the organism in Eukaryota, Metazoa, Arthropoda, Insecta, Diptera, Culicidae. Gene Ontology annotation, molecular function: GTP binding; GTPase activity. The record is from RefSeq and is a predicted model, not a curated record. The transcript has 5 exons. The coding region runs from base 1191 to 2174 and encodes 327 amino acids.
CGAGCAAUGGUUAUUUGCGGUUGAGGCGGCAAACGAAUUGGUUCAAAGAGUGUUGAAAUGACUACGUAGUCUGCUUCGGGAAAACAGAUGUGUACAUAAAUUCAAACGGUGGUGUGUAAACAAGGAUUCAGACUGACCAUAUGUAGAAAAUUUGCUGAGGAGAGCCGGAUUCGGGAGGAUGUUUAAUUAUCGUGUCUAGCGGUGGGAGGUGUGCUAUUUCAAUCAACUACGUGCUCAUGUUUCUGUUUACGGUAGCCGCUUUCGGAAGUAUAACGGUUGUGAAGGGUCAACGUUAACGAUCAAGUACGUUUAUGAUAGUGUGUACAUAUCUGCAUCUGCAGUGGAUCUGCUAUUAGUUGUUCUGUUUGAACGAACAAUCACAUCCUACUUAUUUUCUCUGGCUUACCGGAUAUUGGUAACACAAACAAAAGCUUCCUCUAAAGGGUCAAAUGAAAAUUAAUUAUACACCUCCGUCCAGGAUGCAAGGAAAGCCACACCAGAAAAGCAACAAUCUAUUGUGAAUACUCAUUCCGGAUGGACUCUUUGUCGGUAGCAUCUAGACGUGCCCAAGGAAAAUCUAUUAGCCUUACCAUCGCUGAUGGUGUAAGCGCUAAUUGCCAAUCGACGCCGACCAAGUAGUUGGGCUAUCAAAUUAGCAGAAACACCUAGUGUAAAUUUAUUGUGCGACGAAUGAGCCAAAGCAAACACACUCCACUCUGCCGAAGACUCCGAUGAUUCGUUGGUCUAAUUGAAACUAAUCGUCCGGUUGUUGGAACAACAAACGGACUUCAAUCUAACACAGCGAAUGAUUAUCUGUUGGGGGCAUUCAUCCUAGAAAUUCCACUUAACACGGGAGUCAACGUAAGGACACAUUCCAUGACAAAAACAAGUUCAAAGAACUGUUAAUGUGAGACAAGUGCCGGAAAAGUGAGUGAUGUAAAAAAUACACAAAAUACAAUAUAGUAGCAAUUUAUUGGAAAAGUUUGUUCCGGUGACUGUCGUCGUGAUUCGUAAAUCGUGCCUCCCAUUGAUAUUGCUACUGCCAAAGUUUCAUAACCCGUGCCGCCGAGGGCACACAUACUCGCGCACACAUACACACGCAUGCGGAGAAAAUUCUGCGAAGAACGAAGUCAACCCUAGCCUAGUCAUCUUUAGAGUGGAGAAUUCGCCCUCCAAGGAGCCACGGAACAAUGAACACCACGUCGCCCAAAUCGUCGCUGGUGAAGCUGGGCCUACAUUCCAAGACGAAACCCUUUCGGGUGAUGGUGCUGGGGCAGAGCGGUGUCGGAAAGACGGCAAUGGUGGUGCGGUUCAUAACGAAACGUUUCAUCGGCGAAUACGACCCGAAUCUGGAGAAAGUGUACACAUUUCACACCGUGGUGGAUACCGGGCUGGUACAGUUUGAAAUUUUGGAUGCCGCGGGACAGCCGAAUGAAGCUGAUUGCAUGACGUUGGAAGCAAACAUCCGCUGGGCGGAAGCAUUUAUCCUCAUGUACUCAGUGGCAGAUAAGUGUAGCUUCGAUGAAUGCAAUCGCUUGAAGUUUCUAAUCAAUUACAAUAAACGGAGACGUCGGUUAGGAUCCUACAGUAAGGACACAUUGCUGGACGUCCCGGUCAUUCUGGUGGGCAACAAAAUUGACCAGAUCGGUGACCGGAUGGUGUCGACCGAGGAAGGCCAACGCCGGGCGAAGGAGAUUUCCUGCGCGUGCUUCCACGAAAUAUCCGUCCGCGAAAGCAUAGACCAGGUGACGGGAGUCUUCCGGGAUGCGUGCCGCUUCUGGCGGGUACUCAACCGCUACCCCAAGCUGAAACGAUCGACCAGCGACGUGCACGAUCUGCACUCGGAGGUCGAGCUGAUCAUCAGCCCGGACAGUGUCCACCCGUUCUGCAACUGUGAUUUGAGCCACCACGAGAAGCGACGAUCCAUUAUAGUUUUAGGCCGUCCAUGGACCGAAGAGGAACCAGACGAAACGGAUGAAUCCGAGUCGAGUUGCUGCUCGUCGCAAAAGUCCGAUGUUGAAGAACCAUUCCGAGGUCGCGCCUCAACCGACGGGACACUGCUGUCCAGACCAAGACGGUGGCGUUUUGCUCCACCGGGAUCUCUUAUGCCACAUGUGAGUCGCGUCGAGCGACGCAUGAGCAUCUCCAUGAGGGGCAGUAAUGCUAGCUAUUGAAUAGAUGGUUUGUUUUAUAUUUUGCAUGACAAUAUUGUGAUUUCAUGGAUGUGAAUGUUGCUGUGCUUUAAACAAAAAUCAGACAAAACUCCAAAUGUCGAAAUUAGCUGGGAGAAAAAACUUAAAGUAUUCAUUUUACUGUAGAUUUGUUCAAAUGAAAGGCCUACAAUAUCAAAGAAAUCGUGGAACCUCAAAUAUACACUACCA